This is a messenger RNA of Anopheles bellator, 10777 nucleotides long. RefSeq names its product disco-interacting protein 2 (gene DIP2). The coding region runs from base 1 to 9363 and encodes 3120 amino acids. Lineage: Eukaryota; Metazoa; Arthropoda; Insecta; Diptera; Culicidae. The transcript has 18 exons. The record is from RefSeq and is a predicted model, not a curated record.
AUGAAGCCGAUCACGUUCGAGUCGAUCCGCAAUCUGCUGAAGACGAAGAAGAAGCAAAAGGACAAGUCCAGUAUCGACCAGAGCUUCAAGCGGAGCGACUCGUUCAAACGGAUCAGCAUCCGCAAGAGCUACCUCGAGCGGGGCCGCAAGCGCAAUGCGGCGGCCGUGCUCCGCGGGUCGACCAAGAAUUUGGUCAACAUCAGUGAGUUCGAGGAUCAGGCCCGACUGGUGAAGAAGGGCUCGGAGAAGCUCCGCACGAGUUCCGCGAGUGUGGAUCCGGACCCAAACGCAGCGGCCAUUCAGCCAGCGACGGCAGACGGAACUACGUCCGGGACGUCAGCCCGGAACGAGCUGACCGUCGAGCAGCGGCUCGAGUCGAGCGAUGCGACGCUGGACGAGAAGAUCCGGGCCCUGCAGGAGAUCAACGAUCGGUACAUCAACGAAAACAGGCAUCUGAUCGAGCGAACGUACGAGGCGAACCGGCGGGUCGAGAAGAUUAAAAUAAAGAAGCCUCCGAGACCGUCGAAACAGCAGACCCCACCACCGCCACCACCCGGCAGCGAAGUACAAAAUGGCGAUCUCACCAAAUAUCAGACUCCCGUGGGGGGAAGUUCCAAACCGAGUGGAGAAGGUCGGGUGAAGAAUGUUUCGCACGUCAACAUUAACGUCAGCACGGAAGCGAUCCCGGAGGAGGAUGAAGCGAACCCGGAACCACUUCCGAUACCGGGAGCUCGCCGACAGCCACAGUCGGUGGAUGAUCCUGGGGACGAUAAGUCGUUCUACAGCAUCAGUACGUUCACGAUCGAGAGCAAUACGCUGACGAAUCCUGGUCACGAUACGGGUCGUCUUGGAAGUUACCCACAGCUAACUGACACGGCCACCGCCUCGUCGAAGAAGUCGUUCCGCAGUAGCUUCAGCGCCGGGACGGGGAAGACCCUGACGAGCACGAGCACGGCGACGGCUACGGCAACCGCGACCAACGAGCUGCCCACACUGGUCACCAUCCGGACGUACUGUGAGCCCAACUCGUCGAUCCAAUCGACCACGCACGUCAACGAGCGGUAUCUGGAGACGAGCUUCGACAACCCGGAUCCGGAACCGGCGGGGACUACCGCCGGGGAGCGUCCACGUCCGGCGGACCGACACAAAAGUUCACCCCAGGUCCAGGCGAGGAUCAACACGCAGACGUUCAAGAUGAUACGGAGCAGGUCCCGCGAUGGGAUCGUGAUCCGAAUCCCGGCCAUGGACCCGACGAAGCGAACUACGGAGGGUUCCGAGAUGGAGAAUCUCAACCGGCAGCUGAGUAACGACUCGGCCCUGGACUUGAUCGACGUCGACAUCCGGGUGGACGAGAAGGAGCUCCAGCAGCAGCGUGGUGGAUCGACGACGACCACCGUUAGCUUGGGUCCCACCGCCGUGGGCACGGUGGAGUUGAAGAACCAGAAGAACAACAAGUACCGCAAGAAGGCCAAAUCGGCCGGCAAGACGAACGGACGGACGGGAACGCUGGACGUCGUGGACGUCCCGACGAACGGGCACGAGAACUUUGAACUCCAGCGCACCCCAAAGGACCCGGUGGCUGAGCCGCCCAAGUUCCUGUUCCCGAGCCCGUACUUCGAGGAGGAGAACACUAUCUUCUACGACCAACAGGGCCAGCUGUACGACGAAGCGGAACUGGGGUCGCCCGAACCCAGCAUCCCGUACGCGCUGCGCAUCAAGGAGAACCCGUUCACGAAGAACAAGGAGUUCUACUCCAUCAACACCGGGCGCAUCUGGAAGCAGCUGAACCUUGGCCAGCAGGAGGAAGAUCUGUCGAUCCUCUCGACUGGAGCUGGAGCCGGUGGCCCGAGGUUGGUCCCGCCGCCGAAAGUCAAGAACGAGUCGUUCAAAUCGAUGUCAUCACGUGACUCCGGCUUCAGUCUGACGUUGACCAAGCCCAAGAACCUGUUCCGGCGCAAGUCCAAGAAGGCUACGCUGCUCCAGCGAAGGAAACCCCCGAAGCUGGCCGUUAGCCGCGAUGGGUACUUCAAGCGCGUGAUGGUCGUCCAGCGGAACUCAUCGAAGCGGAAGAAGUCGAUUCGCAAGCAGCGCGUCCCGAGUCGGGACAUUUUCCGCGAGCUGUACGAUGAGAACUGGAGCAAGCUGGGGGGUGAUGGCUUCGACGGUGGGGAUCCAGCGAGCCUGGCGGCUCUGGCAGCGGUGACGGCAUCGGCGGUCGGCGACGUGGAGGCACCGGACUUUGCGCGGGAUUUUGAGAACUUCUGCAACGAUCGGCGCUACAAUCAGGAGAUCCACGAUCUGGAGGCAUUCUACGAGGAGCACCUGAAGCGGCUCCGCCAUUACUACAUCCAGAAGAAGAAGAUGAACGAGGCCGCCAUCAAGGAGUUCUACCGGGACUACUCGGGGGCUGGGGCUGCUGCCGGCGCCGGUGGUGUCACUGUCCUGCCACCAUCAUCGGGCGGUGGGGACGAAGAGAACGAUUACUACGACACGUUUCUGGUGUCGAAGAACGAGACGAUCCGAUUCAAGAGCGCCCAGGUCGAGCGUUACUUUCAGCCCGAUGGGCUCGAGUUUAUGUUUCCCUUUCCGGACAAGCGCAAAAGUGGCCGCCCGGGUGGCGGCGGCGGCAGUACCCUCGGGUCGACCGCCAACGGCAAGCAGAAAGCUUCGGGUAAGUCGUCCCUCGGUGGAGGAACCGGUGGCGGCAUCGGCCUCUCGGCGUCCGCGACGUCCACGGCCAUUGCUGGUCGGAAGCAGUUGUUCCACGAAGUUCGCCCAUACGGAAGCCCUCUGGAACCACUGACGCAGAUGAUGCUGAUCGGUCGCCAGGGUGGCGAGCUGGAGCCUUCACGAGGAGCCGCCCAGGUCGGAAUUAGCACUCGCUACCAGGAGCCGUUCAUGUUUAAACGCAGCAUCUCGGCCCCGUUCGGGGACUCCAACUUCCAGCUGACCACACCGGGACAGGAGCGGGAUCUCAAGCGGGUCCGGUCGACAGGAACCGUACACCAGAACGAGAUCUCCCUGGCCAGUAUCUUCCCCUCGGUGAAUGCGGGGUCGAACGGUAAGGGCAAUCACGUCUACCACGAGGACGAUGAUGAUGAGGAGGAGGAGGACGAGGAAGAGGAAGAAGAUGACGACGAGGAUGACGAGGACGAUGAUGAUGGGGAAGAGUUCAGCGAGAACGAGUUCCUGAUCAACAGUCUCGGGGACAAUCUGUACUGUACGCGGUGUGACAAGGGCAACAGUGACUGUGAGUGCUUCGAGUGCGGCCCGGCGGCCGGGUCUCCGACGCGGAAGAGUGGUGUCUCCGUGAAACGGGGAAGUAAGCAUCGCGGCAGGGGCAGGGUCGCGUACGGCACGGCGAAGAGUGAAGUGGUGGUCGGUGGUAACGAGGAGGAAGUGAAUGGUGUGGCGGGAAAACGGUGCGUGGAAAACGGUGGUCCGGACCAUCCGGAAGAAGACGAUGAAGAAGACGAGGACGACGACGACGACGACGAAAAUGAUGAAAACUACUGUGACGUGUUCGACUUUAACGACAUCAACAUCAUCCACGUGAACCACAAGAAGAAAGUGAAGCGAAAAAAGUCCAAGAAGCGCGUCGUCCGGAAGAACCACUCGACGCUGAGGCGGGGCAGCUACUGGGGUGACAUCACUCAGAAAGGAUACGAAAAGAAGCGAACGAGACUCCUGCAGCCAUAUUUGUCCAAAAAUGUGCAGCACGGUACAGGCCGUGGCGGCAGAUUUGGAGGAGGCAGCAACAAUCCGGGCUACGUCAACGACAUCCAGUCGCACCUCCAUCAUUCAGCGUCCCAGCAGAAGCAGCAACAGCAGAACAUCUUUGCCUCCUCCGGCAGCAGUGGUGGUGGUGGUGGUGGUAGUAGUAGAGACAGAAAUGAUCGGUCCAGCAGUGGUGGACACCACCAUUCCUCGUCCCAUCAGCAGCGGGAGCAGCAACAGCGCGAGCAGCAGCAGCUACAGCAGAACCGAACCCGUCGCAGCACGCAACGGAAGGUGACGCACAACGAGAAGCGCUACCACUCAGCUGCUGGACGGCAGCCUGAUGUGCUGCAGGCGGAAGAGCCGGUCGUCCUGCGGCCGGCGCCCCAUCCGAUCUCCGGCAUUCCCGUGUCCCAUCAGCUGCUGCUCCGCAAACAGCAACAGCAGCAGCAACACUCACGCAGCAGCCAUCCCCCGCUGUCCACCACUACCUCAUCCGGUUCGACAUCCUCGGCGGCAGGUGGCGUCGCGUCGGCCCCUCACCACCACGACCUUCUUGUGCCAUCAGCCUCGGUGGGCCAGCAUCCGGCCGGCGGACCGCCGGGACUCUACUCCUCGGCACUGGUGGCGGCCGCCGCCGAGGCGUUGGUCCAGUUCAAAGCGACACGCGCCGCCCCACCACCACCGACGGCCGGAGGACGAGAGGAGCCGCCGGCCAGCGGCAAUGUGAUAAUGCGCCCCAAAACGCAUCCCUCGUCCACGGAACCGACGGACGAUCGGUCAAGUAAUAAUCCUGCCGGCGCGAUGGUGACGGCGGCGGCGGCGGCCGAGGGCAAGAAUAGUAGAAAUAAUAGGAGAAUUGGACGGCACGAGAGUCGCUACACCAGUGAGGUACGCCAGGAAGCGGUCCAACAGGCGCUGGCGGCGUUGAAAAAUCGUCCCAAACCUAGCUUACCAAUGCCAUCCAAGCGCAGCUCGGUCCUAAACCGUAGCCCCGAGCGCGAUCAUGACGAUUCAGACUCCAGUACGGAGGACGAAUCCAUACCGGAGGAGGGCGUGCUGGGCAGAAUAUCGACCCCGGACCGGGACAACUACAAUCUGCCCCGUGAUCACAUUCUCACACGGGAACCGAUGCGUCUGCCGUCGUCCCGGGAUCAUCACCACGGUCAGCAGCAACCGCUGCCAUCGUCGAAACAGGCCCCACCGCCCCUACCAACCCACCAUCGGCCACCACAAACCAUUCCGACGCAACCGCAGAACAUUACGCAGCAGCACGCAACGCUCUCGGAUACGUCCAGCGCCGGAUCGCCACCGGCCGUCCACCGUAAUCAGCACCACUCGGGCUAUCCGCAGCAGGGCAAGGGCGGUGGCUACGACAUGACGGAUCUGAGCGAGUUCCAACCCCAGCAGCGACCGUACGCCGCGCCGGAUAUCACACAGUUCUCGGCAAACACCCGGCGUGGGGCGGAUCGCGUCACGCGCUACGUAAACCUUGCCAAUCAGGAACCGGGCGAUACGAGUACGGCCGGUCGGUGGAAGGUUUCGGCGAAGAUACAGCAGCUGCUCAACACAUUGAAGCGCCCGAAACGGCGCCCACUGCCGGAGUUUUACGAGGACAACGAUAUCGAGCUGGAGAUCGCCGCCAAUCCGAAGGACCCGAACGCACCGAAACCGGAGGGCAGCAUCAUGACUCCGGUUCAGGGUGAACAGCUGAUCGUACCGUCCGGGUUGCCUCGCACCCUCGAAGCGGCCCUCCAGCGGUACGGAACGAGCUCUUUUAAGGCCCCGAUGGCGACGGUCCUCGAUCCGAACGGCAAGAUGACGACGACGCUCACCUACGGCAAGCUGCUUUCGCGCGCCCAGAAGAUCGCGUACGCUCUCUCGACGAAGGUGUUCAGCAAGGGCCCGGAACAGGUCGCCCUCAAGCCGGGCGAUCGGGUGGCCCUCGUCUACCCCAACAGUGAUCCCCUGAACUUCCUGACGGCCUGGUACGGGUGUAUGUUCCGUGGGCUGGUGCCACUGCCGAUCGAGUUGCCCCUCUCCAGUUCCGACUCGCCACCGCAACAGGUCGGCUUUCUGCUGAGCUCAUGCGGUGUCCACGUGGCGCUCACCUCGGAAGCCUGUCUGAAGGGGCUCCCGAAGUCAUCGACCGGGGAGGUGGCCAAGCUGAAGGGUUGGCCCCGGUUGCACUGGUUCGUGACGGAGCACCUGCCGAAGGUGCCGAAGGACUUUAACACGAGCAACAAUCGGAUCAGUGAGGACUCGAGUGCCUACAUCGAGUACACGACCGAUAAGGAGGGCAGCGUGAUGGGUGUGACUGUGACGCGGCAAGCAAUGAUUAGCCACUGCCGGGCCCUCACGAUGGCGUGUCACUACACCGAGGGCGAAACGAUCGUGUGCGUGCUGGACUUUAAGCGUGAGGUUGGCCUCUGGCACAGCAUCCUGACGGCGGUGCUGAACGGAAUGCACGUCCUGUUUAUUCCGUACGCACUGAUGAAGCUACGGCCCUCGUCCUGGAUGCAGCUCAUCACCAAGUACCGCGCGUCGUGCUGUCUGGUGAAGAGCCGCGACCUACACUGGGGACUGCUGGCCACAAAGGACCACAAGGAGAUCUCGCUUUCGUCGCUCCGGAUGCUGCUCGUGGCGGACGGUGCCAAUCCGUGGUCGCUUUCGAGUUGUGACCAGUUUCUGAGCGUGUUCCAAACGAAGGGCCUGCGCCCGGAUGCGAUCUGUCCGUGUGCGAGCAGCUCCGAGGUGUUUACGGUGUCCCUGCGACGCCCGGGGCGAUCGGCAGCCGGCGGAUACAAUCAGUCAGCGACCGGGCGCGGUGUUCUGUCGAUGUCCGCCCUUUCGCACGGGGUCGUGCGUGUGGACAGUGAAGAUUCCCUUACCUCCCUCACGCUGCAGGACUGUGGGCAGGUUAUGCCGAGUGCUACGAUGGUUGUGGUGAAUGCCGAAGGACCUCCGGUGCUGUGCAAGACGGACCAGGUCGGUGAAAUCUGCGUUACCUCAGGCUCGAGCGGUACGGCCUACUACGGUCUGGAGGGCAUGACCAACUCCACCUUCAAGGUCCAACCACUGGCGGACGCGCCCGUUACGAAGGACGGCGAAACGAUCCCGGCUAAGCCGAUCAACGACGAGAUGUACGUCCGGAGCGGACUGCUGGGCUUCCUUGGUCCCGGCGGGCUGGUAUUUGUGUGCGGUUCUCGUGACGGUCUGAUGACCGUAACGGGUCGGAAGCACAACUCGGACGACAUUAUCGCCACGGUGCUGGCGGUCGAACCGAUGCGCUUCAUUUACCGUGGCCGGAUUGCCGUGUUCAGCAUCCGGGUGCUGCGGGACGAGCGUGUUUGUGUGAUUGCCGAGCAGCGCCCGGACUGCUCGGAGGAGGAGUCAUUCCAGUGGAUGUCGCGGGUGCUGCAGGCGGUCGAUUCGAUCCAUCAGGUCGGUAUCUACUGCCUGGCGCUCGUACCACCGAACCAUCUGCCGAAGACGCCCCUCGGGGGCAUCCAUCUGACGGAGGCGCGCCGGCGCUUCCUCGAGGGGUCACUCCAUCCCGCCAACGUGCUGAUGUGUCCGCACACCUGCGUCACCAACCUACCGAAACCACGCGAAAUUCACCACGAUGCCUCCGUCGGUCCGGCCUCGGUUAUGGUCGGCAAUCUGGUGCAGGGCAACCGGCUUGCCUCUGCCCAGGGCCGCGACAUCGGGCUCGCCGAUGACAACGAGCGUAAGCACCAACUGAUCACGGGUGUGCUGCGAUGGCGCGCCAGCUCAUCGCCCGAUCACGUCCUCUACACGCUGCUCAACUCGAAGGGUGCGGUCGCGAAGACCCUAACCUGCUCGGAGCUGCACAAACGGGCCGAGAAGAUUGCGGCUCUCCUCCAGGAGCGGGGCAAGGUAAACCCGGGCGAUCACGUCGCGCUGAUCUUCCCGCCGGGGCUCGAUCUGAUCUGCGCCUUCUACGGGUGCCUGUAUCUCGGUGCCGUGCCGGUUACGAUUCGGCCACCGCACCCGCAGAAUCUCAUCACCACACUGCCCACCGUGCGGAUGAUCGUGGACGUGUCGAAGAGCGGCAUCAUCCUGUCGAUCCAGAGCAUCAUCAAGCUGCUGAAGUCGCGCGAAGCCGCCACCUCGAUCGAUCCGAAAAGCUGGCCCACCAUCCUGGACAUCGAGGACAACCCGAAACGCAAGCUGGCCGCCAUCGCCAACUGUACGCUGGAUUCCACUGCCUAUCUGGACUUUAGCGUGUCCACCUGCGGUCGUCUGAGUGGCGUCAUCAUCACGCAUCGCUCCCUGUCGAGUCUCUGUGCCAGUCUGAAGCUUGCCUGCGAGCUGUACCCUAGUCGCCAUGUGGCCCUCUGCCUUGAUCCGUACUGUGGCCUUGGCUUCUCAAUGUGGACGCUGAUCAGCGUCUACAGCGGUCACCACUCGAUCCUGAUCGCACCGUACGAGGUUGAAGCCAAUCCUAGUCUCUGGUUGAGCACACUGUCGCAGUACCGGGUACGCGAUACGUUCUGCUCGUACGGCGUGAUCGAACUGUGCACGAAAGCCCUCAGCAACUCGAUCCAGGCGCUCAAGCAGCGCAACAUCAAUCUCGGCUGCGUGCGGACGUGCGUCGUGGUGGCCGAAGAGCGGCCGCGCGUGCAACUGACACAACAGUUCUGCAAACUGUUCCAGGCGCUCGGGCUCAACACGCGCUGCGUUUCCACGUCGUUCGGAUGCCGCGUCAAUCCGGCGAUCUGUGUGCAGGGUGCCAGUUCGGCCGAAAGCGCCCAGGUGUACGUGGAUCUGCGCGCGCUGCGCAACAACCGGGUGGCGCUCGUCGAACGGGGUGCCCCCAAUUCGCUGUGCUUGGUCGAAUCGGGCAAACUGUUGCCAGGCGUCAAGGUGAUCAUCGCCAAUCCGGACACGAAGGGACAGUGCGGUGAUUCGCAUCUCGGCGAGAUUUGGGUUCAAUCACCGCACAACUCGAACGGUUACUUCACGAUCUACGGCGACGAGACGGACUAUAAUGAUCACUUCAACGCGAAGCUGGUGACGGGCUGCUCGACGAGCGACAUUUGGGCCCGCACCGGGUACCUUGGGUUCCUGCGUCGCACCGAGUGCUCCCAGGCAGGCUCGAUCCUGGACGAAACGACACCGAGCAUAGCUAGUCGCGAUUCGGAUACCGAAUCAAUUCACUCACAGGGUCACAAUACGCUCAACUCUACGACAAGUUCGAACGCCGGCGGCACCGCAACGACGGCCGCCGCUGGCAACGAGCAGGAACUGCACGAUGCGGUGUACGUCGUGGGCGCACUGGACGAGGUGAUCACGCUGCGCGGUAUGAACUACCAUCCGAUCGAUAUCGAAAACUCGGUUCUGCGCUGCCACAAGAAGAUUGCCGAGUGUGCGGUCUUCACCUGGACCAACCUGCUGGUGGUGGUCGUCGAGCUCGACGGCAACGAGUCGGAAGCGCUCGAUUUGGUUCCCCUCGUGACGAAUACGGUGCUCGAGGAGCAUCAGCUGAUCGUCGGUGUGGUCGUCGUUGUCGAUCCCGGUGUUGUGCCGAUCAAUAGCCGCGGCGAGAAGCAACGGAUGCACUUGCGGGACGGAUUCCUUGCCGAUCAGCUCGAUCCCAUCUACGUUGCGUACAAUAUGUAAAAAAAAAACAGGACGUGCUAUCUCUCUAGAAGUCACGACACCGGCGGACGACGCACCCCGAAAUGCCAACCAAACUGCCUCUCCACUGACACUGCAUUGCCUCCCAUAAAGUGGCCCACAAAAGCGCCGCAACACGCACAGUAAUGGACUCGAAAGGGGGAAAGCUUGCCGAAAGGACAAGGGUACGACAUAGGUGACGACCUGCUAUUGGCUACAGUAACAGGACAGGCCCCCCGGUGCCUAACUAUACAGACACGCACUGCACUGGCGGAAGCAGCAAAAUAUUUAAAUUUGAAGUUAGAACUAAAACCAAAUCAUAGACCCGAUACACUCGUGUGUGUGCGGCGACACACACGGUGCAAUAAGAAUACAAUAACGACAGAUUUUGUCGACGGCGAAACACAGAGAACGGAUGAGAUGUGAAGCGACACUAUAUUGAAUUUAAAGGAGUAACAAACAAUCGCACGAAGAGAACCAGAAAACCGAGACAACCGAGCAUACGCACAUCACAAACCUUUAUAGAGUUGCAUAGCUGCUGACGGAACACGUAAUUGGCCGGAUGGACCGAUGCGAAAUUGGUAGUUAAUGUAUGAGAGAGGCGAGUUCCACUUCUACUUAUUGCACCAGGUUUUGGUGAACGCAUGUAAUCAGUGAAAAAAAAAACAAUUUAAACGGAAAUAGUAGCGAAAAAGGACACGGCACGAAGCGUGGUCACACUUAAAACGGUUCACACCUUUUCUCGAGUCGUUCUUAGUUAAUCUGUUCUUGUGAUCGGCAAAUCGUAGCACCUUCCAACAACACAACCAGCCCUCCCCACAACGAUCGGCACCAACAGCGUGUGUUUUUGGAUUUUUACUACUUCACGAUCUGCCCCGGGCCGUCCCGUGAGCUGUUUCUCCCUUUUCUUCCACGAUAAGCAUUACGAUUAUAAGUAGUAUUAGCGGUUAGAGAGCUCUGUACAUACUUAUCUUAACGAGUUGCGAGAGAAAACGAGGAACGAGGUAAGGAAAAAGAAUGACGACGAAUCCGGAUUCUUGAGCAUACCGUGAUUGGAGGAAGAAUCGACGAUAGCACCGGAUAGCAGACAGGUUGUUGCCGCGCUGUUUGCGCGUAGAGUAGGUUGAGUUGAAGGACGCGCAACGUCGCGGGAGUAAGGUAGAACAAGUCAACAAUUAUUACGCGUACUCUUCUCUAUCGUCUAACCGUAUACUUACAUUACACAAACCACCACCAGACACGCCGUGUAAGCACACAGGACAAAGUCCCGCGAGGAAGGCUCGGUGGGCGAAAAUAAAAGCAGUUUUUCCUGUUCGAUUGACACGACUUCAGUUUUCCCUUACGCCACUACACGCCACACAAAGCGGACGCUUCCAUCGUUUCUUCGAUCCUUAGGACCAUGUUGCAGAAGGGUAGU